Molecule: messenger RNA, 1344 nt
Organism: Rotaria sp. Silwood2
Lineage: Eukaryota; Metazoa; Rotifera; Eurotatoria; Philodinida; Philodinidae
Source: the annotation of a GenBank genome assembly
AUGAAUGAGUUAAAGACAUAUGCUAAAGCAGGACAAAUCGUUCAAGAAGUAUUUAGUUCAUUACGAACCGUUCUUUCUCUCAAUGGAACCAACUUUGAACAAAAUAGAUAUGAAAAAGAACUGCUUCCGACGAGUCGAAGUAAUAUUUUUCAAGGAGCAGUGUUUGGGAUUUAUACUGGUUGGCUAUCUUUGAUAACCUAUCUGGCUUAUACAGUUGGUUUCAUCUUUGGUUCUCUUCUUAUGUCCAAUACAGGUUAUCAUGGUUUGAAUAUUAGCGAUAUUCUUGUUGGAAAUGAUCCAACUAUCAAUGAAUCUGAUGUAUGGAAAGAAACUACUCAAUCCAUUUAUAAUAUCAAUGGUCAUAUUGAAUUUGACAAUGUUAAUUUCUUUUAUCCAUCUCGGAAAGAUGUACAAGUUCUAAAUAAUCUUUCUCUUAUUGCUCGCGCUGGUCAGACAACUGCUAUUGUAGGUGCAAGUGGAUGUGGAAAAAGCACAUAUAUAUCACUUCUUCUUCGUUAUUAUGAACUUUCAUCAGGUCGAAUUACUAUCGAUGGUCGAUCGAUAACAGAUUAUAAUAUCCAACAACUUCGACAAAACAUAGGAGUUGUUAGUCAAGAACCUAUUUUGUUUGGUAUGAGUAUUUAUGAUAAUAUUCGUUUUGGCAAAGUGAACGCGACGAGAGAAGAAAUCGAAGAAGCAGCAAAAACAGCUAAUGCCCAUAAUUUUAUUAUGAAACUACCCAAUAAAUAUGAAACAUUUGUUGGUGAACGUGGUAUUCAAUUGAGUGGAGGUGAAAAACAACGUAUCGUAUUAGCUCGUGCUCUGGUUAAACAACCUACUUUUCUUUUACUUGAUGAAGCCACAAGUGCACUUGACAAUGCUAACGAGAAAAUUGUACAAGAUGCACUUGAUCGAGCAUGCAAAGGUGAUAUUUGUUUCGUGUUAAGCAUUCAAUUGUAUACAGCUUUUGCGAUCUCAGGAUCGAAACUAACGCAACGUAUUCGUUCGAAAGCUUUUUCAUGUCUUCUUCGUCAAGAAGUUGCUUAUCUUGAUCUGCCUGAGAACAGUUCUGGCGCAAUUUGUGCCCGACUUUCUUCUGACGCGUCAGCUAUUCAAGAGCUGACUGGUAAGCGAUUAGGAUUCAUCGGUGAAGCUAUUGCAUUAACAAUUUUCGGGAUUAUAUUUGGAUAUAUAAUAAACUGGCAACUAACAUUAAUUGUUCUCGGACCUGUAUUUAUCUUAUUCAUACUCUUCUAUUUCGAUGUGAUAUUACAUUUAUGGUCGAACCGGCGAUCUAUUCAAGAUAUUGGAAAAGCAAAUACAGUAAAUUUAGGUUUUACUUAA